Molecule: messenger RNA, 2810 nt
Organism: Aspergillus sclerotioniger CBS 115572
Lineage: Eukaryota; Fungi; Ascomycota; Eurotiomycetes; Eurotiales; Aspergillaceae
Product: tRNA methyltransferase RSM22
Exons: 1
Coding region: 62-2620 (852 amino acids)
Biological process (GO): translation
Cellular component (GO): mitochondrial small ribosomal subunit
Molecular function (GO): methyltransferase activity; structural constituent of ribosome
Source: RefSeq, a predicted model, not a curated record
GACAGUUUCUUCCAGGUUCAAGCUCCUGAUACUUGCAUCUCGAGCCGUGGAAGGGUUGAGGAUGUUGUCACGAUCUCCGGCCGCAAGGGCGACCCGGUCCCAUCCCCAUGGCCUCUUACGCACGGCUGCACCCAGGUCGCCGCCAACCGGUUCGCAGCCACUCCGCCGCGGAGCUGCGAGCUUCAUAGCUGGGCGCCCACGAACCUCGAUUGCCCGCAAGGCUCUUCCGUCGGCCUCGCACUUGGAAACCCUGCUCAGGGAAGCUACAUAUAUUCGUUCUCAGAAAUGGCUGCACGGGCGGAGGUAUUCCUCCACGUCGCCUACGGAGACCGAUCCCAGCACGAAGCGGAAGGAUACUAUCUACACCUUGAUCGAUGAAAUCAACCAAAAUGAUACGGAGAUGGCUGAACUUAUGCACGACCUAGGUCUACUGGAUGAUCAUGAGAAAGCUCUCAACCUCGAAGGAAUAAAUUUCGACCAUGCACUAAGUCAGACGAUUGGCCAUCGGGACGAAGAGACCUUGGAAGCGCGGGUGCAACAAGCGAGGCAAGAGUUCGGAGAAUAUCUUCCGGAGGGGCACCUGAACGAUACAGAAACUCGGCUUUACACCCGAUUGUAUGGCGAACCGGUCGUUCUCGCGCCAGAAUCCGAGGUUGACGCUUUGGAGGAAGAGGAGGAGGAUAUAGAUUCGGAUAAACUUUACCGUUUCGACGGCGAGGCUGGCUGGGAAGAGGUCGAGUUGGACGAGCCUGAAACUCACGAUGAGCCUCCGUUGGUCUACGAUAUGGAAGCUGAACUGCCAAUUGAUGAAACGGUUGCGAUGCAAAGGACGCGGGAAGUCGCUGAACAGCUUGGGGGAGAGAUCAUGCUAGAGCAGUUCAGAGAUGAGGCAGCGCCUGAUUCGACUCCCAGAUUUCAUCCUUUGACCACAAUGGGCAAAUUCUCUACCGAUCCCAGCACUAUAUUUCCACCGAAGAACACACUCACGGGCCCUGUCUCUGUCAUUUUGUCGGAUUUCUCUAACAAGCACGUCGCAGAAACCGCCCAUCGCGUAUUUGGCGGCAGGUUCCUCCCUCUUUCCACUACAACUCCACCCCCUCGCAUGCUUGUUCCUCAACAGCCAAUCCCUCUUGAAGCGUCGCAGCGUUUCAUGACCGAGAUGGAAUCCAAUGUUUACCUUGCCGCCCUCUACCCCGCAAUGUAUGCAUCUGCCUUGAGUGUGCUGGUGGAGGUUAGAAAGCGCCUGGGUACGGAGUGGAUUCGGAAUCUGAUGGCACAAGAAGAUGGUCCUCAUAUCCUCGAUGUCAGCGCUGGAGGUGCAGGUGUCUUGGCGUGGAGAGAUGUUCUUCGUGCUGAGUGGGAAGCCAUGGUGCCAGAUGCUCGUCCAGAGGAUCCUUGUCCUGUGGGCCGGUCAACGGUCGUUGUUGGGUCCGAUUCCCUUCGUCUCCGUGCGAGCGCGAUGCUAGAGGACACGAGCUUCCUCCCACGGCUGCCUGACUACGUGCAUGUCCGAGAAAAACCCACCUUGGAAGACGAGAGAGCUCCGCCAAAACGGAAACAGUACGACGUGAUUAUUGCUCCACACUCAUUGCUCGGAAUUGAAGAGGAGUACCUCCGAAAGGAACACGUACAGAACUUGUGGAACCUCCUCAACCCUAACGGAGGUGUCCUCAUCCUUCUUGAGAAGGGACACCAAAAGGGCUUCGAGGCGAUUGCCGGGGCCCGUGAGAUGCUACUGAAGCGAUUCGUCUCCAGCCCCGGGUCCACCAACUACGAGAAUUUCCUAGAAUCCCCCGAAGAAGAAGCAUUCAUCGAGAAAGAACCCGGCAUGAUCGUUGCUCCUUGCACUAACCACAACAAAUGUCCAAUGUACCAGACGCCGGGCCAUGCCAAGGGCCGUAAAGAUUAUUGUCAUUUCCAGCAACGCUAUAUCAGACCGCCGUUCCUACAGCGCAUUGUCGGCGCUAAGGACCGAAAUCACGAGGAUCUGAAAUUUAGUUACGUCGCUGUCCAGCGCGGUGUCGACCGGCGGGUCGAAGACGGAAUUGUACAGGGUCCCGAAGCUACCGAUGCAGCCUUUGCCGGAUACGAGCAUGCUGUCGAGAUGCCGAAUGAAGGCGUUGAAGCAUCAGAUGAAGCCGUUGCAUCCGAAACGCAGUCUUCUGCCGAAGCAGAAGCCGGCGUCAACAUGCUUUCACUCCCUCGUGUUGUCUUUCAACCCAUGAAACGCCGUGGCCAUGUCACCUUCGACGUUUGCACGCCGGCCGGCAAGAUGGAGCGGUGGACCGUCCCUCGCUCAUUCAGUCGACAAGCAUACAAGGACGCGCGCAAGGCCCAAUGGGGAGACCUGUGGGCACUCGGUGCGAAGACUCGCAUUCAUAGGAAAGUAAGAAUCGGCGACAAGCAUGGCGAGAGCAAGAAGGAACGUCUGGCAAAACGGGCCGCUGCGAAAGAGGAGCGGGACGAAGAGGACGCAUUAGAGGAGGAGACUGAGCCGAUUGGAUUGUCCGACAUUGAGACUCCAGUUAAGAAGCAAGGGCAAAAGAUUCCCAGUUGGGUGAAGCAUCAGCACAAGAAGAAACGCAGACAAGCGUUGAAGCAGAUAAAACCAACAUCCUAAUCCUAUAGAUCUAGGUUGGUUUGGUUCAUUUGGUGUAUGGCGUCACAUGUGGCGCAUAAGGAUUGAAUUGUGCUUCUGGCUAGGAGCAUUUGUUGAUGUCAUUGUAUUAUACUUGUACGAUAUAUGAGAUGUUGUAUAGACCAUAACUACCGGUUGCGAAAGAGCUCUUCACUCAAUACAUCUCCUUUAU